This is a messenger RNA of Cladocopium goreaui, 1065 nucleotides long. The record is from the annotation of a GenBank genome assembly. Lineage: Eukaryota; Dinophyceae; Suessiales; Symbiodiniaceae.
AGGCGUUCGACUGAAGGACAGCGGCCGCUAUUUGGACUGCGCUCGUAUUGGCAGUUGUGGUCCCGUAUUCUUCCACUACGCCACUGGGGUUGAUUUGGAAUUCACCUUGCGAGCGGCAGACGUGGUGGAGAAGCAGGACUUCGAGACCAAACAGCCCAUUACGCAUGCCUUGCACUUUCCCAUGGAUGCAACGACGGUGGGCACGGAGAUCGAGAAGUUGGUGGAGCGCCUGGGGAUUCUGCCCGCCUUGGAUCUGACGCGCCUGCGGCUGGUGGUCUACGAAAUGGUGCUGCACCGCCAGUGGAUUUCGCCCAACAUCCGGCUCUUUGCCGGUGGCAUGUACGACUUCAUGCAGGACCAGGGCGGCAUCGGCGCGUGUUUCAAGGUGCCCAUCGAGCUGCGUCAGAAGCUCUUCGAGGGCAUCCCAGCGCCCAGGAGGAAGAUGGACGUGCACUACUACAGCCACUGCGCCCUGGACGCCACGAUCCUGGCUUUGAAACAUCUGCUGUGCCUGGAGGACGUACAUCAGCCCUUGGAAGAGCUGCGGAAGGGGAUGGAAGAGCUGGAGAAAGGCGCCCGCGAGGACCGCGCCGCCGAUCUGCGGCACGCGCUGCGCACGGCCCCGCUGUCCACGCAGCCGGAGGAAGGCAUGCUGCAGCGGGUGCGGCAGCUGGCGCGGUCGUCCGUUGACGCCUCGGACGAGCCAAGUGGAGAAGAGCGCAACUCGCGCUACUCGCAGUUCGCUUUUUCGGACGAGGGAUUUCACGACGAUGCGGUCGUGGGGAGGCGUCGACUUUCCAGUUACCACAUGGAUGAGACGGAUGAAACCAUGGAAACCACGGAACUCGAAGCUUCCCGGCGCAACUCGCUCGUGACCUUCAAGGUUGGGGAACAACACCACGGCGCGGCGGGACAUCGACGGCGGCAACGACUUUCGAGCCACGGCUUCGCUGAAGCGACAGAACGUAUCUCUCACAGAUCGACCUCUGAGCCCCAAGAGGGUCAAGAAAUCCUUGAAAUCUGAGGAAAAAAACUGUGACUUGCAGGUGCCUGCUGGAACUGAAU